UCAAAUACUUGUUCUCCCCACUGUAUUCUUCCUGCCAAAAACAGCCAGGAACAGACAAAUACCGUUUUGUGUUAGACUUACAGACAAUAAAUGUGUAUGAUUGCUAAAUUUCCAGUGGUGCCCAACCCAGCUACUAUCCUGUCGUCAAUCAUGGCUAACACAACGUUCUACACAGUGGUUGACAUUUUUCAUAAUUUUUCUGUGCCUAUACAUCCAGACUCGCAAUACCUUUUUGCAUUUACAUUUAUUGGGUCAGCAGUACACUUUCACAAGACUGCCACAGGGAUUUUGUGACAUUCUCUCUUUCUAUGGACAAUGUUUAAAGAAAGACUUGGCUGAUGUUGUUUUCUCUCAAGGCAGUACUCUCAUUCAGUGUGCCGAUGACCUGCUGACCUGACCACAGAGAGGUCUGUACUGCUGACUCCAUGGUACUGCUCCAAGCACUGGCUGUGAAGGGCCACAAGUUAUCCAAAUCAAAGUUGCAGUGGUGUUCUCCUACUGUGAAAUAUCUGGGACGUGUUACAAGCAGAGUAGUAGCCAUCAAGGACCACCCAAACAGCAAAGCACGGAUGCGGUCAUUCAUUGGGAGGGCGGGCUACUGCCGGCCCUGGAUACCAGACUUUGAUAUCAUGGCACGCCUUCUCAUUGACUCAUAUACUCAGGAUGCCCCAAACAACACUGUGUGGACUGAGGAGAAAAUUGACUGUUUCAAUGGAUUGAAAGCAGCACUGAUGUCUGCUCCAGCAUUGGGAUUACCUGACUAUAACCUCCCUUUCAUGUUAGCAGUGGCUGAGAAAGGGGGGUUCGCACAAGGAGUAUUACUACAGGAUCAUGGAGGACAACGAAGGCCAGUGGCUUAUUACACAGCUGUAGGCUGUGGCUUGUGGUCUACCUCCUUAUUACUCCUUACAGCUGGAUUCUGUGGCUCGUGGACUACCUCCUUGUCUGCAUACAGUUGCAGUGGCCACUGGAGUAUUGGAUGGCUCUUCACCGAUAGUGCUGGGUUGUCCACUUACACUGUUAGUCCCACAUUCUCUGGACAACAUUCUAUCUACCUCACUCUCGUCUCACAAGAGGUUCCAGAGAAUCCAGCCUAUCGAGGGUCGGUGUCCAGAAGUCCAUCGAGAGAGGACCAUCUUCCAGACAUUUCAGCGGUUCCAGAGAUUCCAGCGGAUUCUACCGACGAGACGAGUGACCGUGAUGCAAUCAGACGGGCAGAUCUUUCAACUGAUCAAGUUUGGUGCCAUGCUGGCAUUUCCCUGCAUGUUCCUGACAGCAUGGAUGCUGCAUCUAUGGGAGACCAACACAAUGAUUCCUUUUCAUCCUCUUAUGGAUGACCACUUGCUUCUGUUCCUGAUGUUAAACUGAACAGCAGAAGUUGAAUUCUCUCACCAAUAAUGUCAUGCCCAAACCAA
Molecule: messenger RNA, 1415 nt
Organism: Esox lucius (northern pike)
Lineage: Eukaryota; Metazoa; Chordata; Actinopteri; Esociformes; Esocidae
Exons: 2
Coding region: 426-1337 (303 amino acids)
Source: RefSeq, a predicted model, not a curated record